AUGGAUUCUAUGCUAACUUUAGCAACGGAAGAGCCUGCUAAGAAGAACACUGUCAAGAAAUACAAAAUAAUUUGUAUCGUUCUUCUUGCUUUGUUGGUGAUCCUGUCACUUGGAUUAGGCCUGGGACUUGGACUCAGGGCACAAGACAAUGAAGAGAGCUGCAGGAGAAAAUGCUUUGAUUCAUCGUUUAGAGGAAAGUUGGGCUGCCGGUGUGAUGAAGGGUGUAGAGACCGAAUGGAUUGCUGCUGGGACUUUAUAAGUGUCUGUGUGGAAUCAACUCAAAUAUGGUCAUGCAGUUCAUCUCGUUGUGGGGAAAGCAGAAAGGUGGCCAGUCUUUGCUCCUGUGCAGAGGACUGUUUGCUGAAGCGAGACUGCUGUGCUAACUACAAGAGUGUUUGCCAAGGAAAAACCUCUUGGGUGGAAGAAGGCUGCACCACAGCUGAGCAGACUCAGUGUCCAGAAGGGUUUGACCUGCCACCUGUUAUCUUGUUUUCCAUGGAUGGCUUUAGAGCUGAAUAUUUAGACACAUGGAGUAUUUUAAUUCCUCAUAUCAAUAAACUGAAAACAUGUGGAAUUCAUUCAAAAUACAUGAGAGCUGUAUAUCCUACCAAAACCUUCCCAAAUCAUUACACCAUUGUCACGGGCUUGUAUCCAGAAUCACAUGGUAUCAUUGACAAUAAUAUGUAUGAUGUACAUCUCAACAAGAAUUUUUCACUUUCUUCAAAGGAGAAAAAUAACCCAGCCUGGUGGAAGGGGCAACCAAUAUGGCUGACAGCAAUGUACCAAGGUUUAAAAGCUGCUGCCUACUACUGGCCAGGAUCAGAUGUGGCUAUUAAUGGCUCCUUUCCUACAAUAUAUAAGGAUUACAAUGGUAAGAUCUCAUAUGGAGAGAGAGUCUCUACUUUAUUAAAAUGGCUGGACCUACCCAAAGCUGAAAGGCCCAAUUUUUAUACCAUAUAUGUGGAAGAGCCUGAUUCUGCAGGACAUGACGAGGGGCCCGUCAGUGGCAAAUUACUUAAAGCCUUACAGUUAGUGGAUAGUACCUUUGGAUUGUUGAUGGAGGGCCUAAAACAGCGGAAUUUACACAAUUGUGUGAACAUAAUCAUUUUGGCUGACCAUGGAAUGGAUCAGACUGCUUGUGACAAGGUGGAAUAUAUGACUGAUUAUUUUCCUCAAAUAAACUUCUAUAUGUAUGAAGGGCCUGCUCCUCGCAUCAGGACUAGAAAUGUACCCGAGGACUUUUUUACUUUUAAUUCUGAAGAAAUUGUUAUGAAACUCAGUUGCCAAAAACCCGAUCAGCAUUUUAAACCCUAUUUGACUCCUGAUUUGCCCAAACGACUACACUAUGCCAAAAAUAUCAGAAUUGACAAAGUUCAUCUUAUGAUGGAUCCACAGUGGCUGGCUAUGAGGAGGAAAGGAAGUUCAUACUGUGGAGGAGGCAACCAUGGUUAUAACAAUGAGUUUAAGAGUAUGCAGGCUCUCUUUUUGGCACAUGGACCCAGUUUUAAAGAACAGACUGAAGUUGAACCAUUUGAAAAUAUUGAAGUGUAUAAUCUACUGUGUGAUCUCCUACGCAUUCAACCAGCACCAAACAAUGGUACCCAUGGUAGUCUAAACCAUCUUCUGAAGGUGCCUUUUUAUGAACCAUCACAUGCAGAGGAAGUGUCAACAUUGUCAGUUUGUGGAGUUACAACUCUGUUGCCCACGGGAUUUUUAAACUGUUCAUGUCCUAAGACACAAGAUGCUCUCAAUCUGGAACAAAUGAAUCUAAGGCUAAAUCUGACUGAAGAAGAAAUAAUUGCAACAAUGAAAGUAAAUUUGCCAUUUGGGAGGCCCAGGGUUAUGCAGAAGAACAAGGAUCACUGUCUCCUCUACCACAGAGAAUACAUCACUGGAUUUGCAAAAGCUAUGAAGAUACCUAUGUGGAGUUCAUACACAGUUCCCAAGCCAGGAGACACAUCGCCUCCUCCUCCCACUGUCUCAGACUGUCUGCGGGUUGAUGUCAGGGUUACUUCUUUUGAGAGCCAAAAUUGUUCCUUGUCUUUUCCAGACGAGAAAAUCACCUACGGCUUCCUCUAUCCUCCUGCAAACAGUAGAACUUCUAAUAGUCGAUAUGAUGCUUUAGUUACAAGUAAUAUGGUCCCUAUGUAUGAAGAAUUCAAAAAAAUGUGGGACUAUUUCCAGGGGGUUCUUCUUAUAGAAUAUGCCACUAAAAAAAAUGGAGUAAAUGUGAUUAGUGGACCAAUAUUUGAUUAUAAUUAUGAUGGCCAUUUUGAUACUCCAGAUGAAAUUACAGAACAUGUAGUCAACUCCAGCGUCUCCAUCCCAACACACUUUUUUGUGGUGCUGACAAGUUGUAAAAACCAGAGUUUUGUACCAGACAAUUGCCCCGAGCAGUUGGAUGUCCUACCUUUUAUCAUCCCUCACCGACCUACCAAUGUGGAAAGCUGUCCUGAAAAUAAAAAAGAUGAUGUUUGGAUUAAAGAAAGAUUUAAAGCACAUAUUGCCCGGGUUCGUGAUGUAGAACUUCUUACUGGACUUGACUUUUACCAGGAAAAAGCACAGCCUGUCUCUGAAAUUUUGCAGCUAAAGACAUAUUUACCCCCAUCUGAAACUAGUAUUUAACUUAAUGUAUGAAACAAUUUUGGCAAA
Messenger RNA from Marmota flaviventris (yellow-bellied marmot), 2652 nucleotides. It is a transcript of the gene Enpp3, whose product is annotated as ectonucleotide pyrophosphatase/phosphodiesterase 3. NCBI's taxonomy places the organism in Eukaryota, Metazoa, Chordata, Mammalia, Rodentia, Sciuridae. Gene Ontology annotation, molecular function: nucleic acid binding; metal ion binding; nucleoside triphosphate diphosphatase activity. The record is from RefSeq and is a predicted model, not a curated record. Gene Ontology annotation, biological process: nucleoside triphosphate catabolic process.